AUGCUCAAAAAUUCGGCAUUGCUCAUGUUAAAUUUUUUUGGAUUUGGAUUUUUGCAAGCAAAUUUGGACUGUAAUUUGUGCACCAGUUUUAAUAUUGAAAAUGUGAGUUUUUUGAAAAUUUUGCUCUGAAAUUCAAAAUUUUCCAGCACUACGGUAGCUUUUUCGAUAAUCCGAGAGAAGUACAAAAAAGUUAUGUGAAGCGGCAGAAUUUCAUGGAUUGCUCAGGGUAAGUGGGGGAAUUUUGGGGAGGCAAAAAAAAAUUUGAAAAUUUAAUUUUAGGAAAAAAAUUGCGACACAAAAAUGUGAUGGCAUGUGUUUCUCAUUAAAUGUUUCGACGAAUCGCGGAGAAAUUUCGGAUUUUGGUGAGUAG
Messenger RNA from Caenorhabditis angaria, 370 nucleotides. The record is from the annotation of a GenBank genome assembly. NCBI's taxonomy places the organism in Eukaryota, Metazoa, Nematoda, Chromadorea, Rhabditida, Rhabditidae.